Pseudovirgaria hyperparasitica is the source of this 835-nucleotide messenger RNA. RefSeq lists its product as uncharacterized. The transcript is spliced from 2 exons. Lineage: Eukaryota; Fungi; Ascomycota; Dothideomycetes; Acrospermales; Acrospermaceae. The record is from RefSeq and is a predicted model, not a curated record. The coding region runs from base 260 to 679 and encodes 139 amino acids.
UCCGCAAUCGUGCUCAUCAGGGUACUAAAGCAUCUCCACCUCGGUACGCAAUGCAGUGUAACAUUUCUAUAACACUUCUACACGACCAUUACCAUAAUACAUAAUACAUGGUCCUUCCUCGCAACACAAACUUAUAUUCCAGGACUCCAACAGCAUAUCAUCCCACGCGAAACUGUCCUUUCUUCCGACUCAAUCCACAGCUAUCAAACAUCAUACCGGCCUGCUUAUUUCCUGCGCACUCAAAUAGCCACUAACAACAAUGUGUAACGGCAUCGGGCGCCCCUCGCAAGGCGGCACAAUCGCAACCCUACGGACGCCCACAUCCAGCAGCAGCAGCACCUCCUACGAUAUCUUAUUCACCAACACCACCGACCUAUCCGCCCCUCCUCAGACCUGCGCUACAUUUCGCACGCCGUCGACCGAGUCCCUCCAUGACUGCUGGCUAGUGAUACACCACGACGGCGACCUCUCAGUGCCGCAUCAUGCGAGACAUACACAGCCACUGUAUACAUUUCCAGUACGAUUGGAUAGGCGGAAUAGUAUGGCGCUGCCGGAGGCGCUGCAACUGGGUGUUGGUGGAAAAGGAGUCGUGGGACGGCGGAUGGCGCUUGUGGAAGGCAACGGAGCGAUGGGAUGGAGGGGCAAGGUCCUUGCGGAAGGGGUGAUCGGGUGGAAUUAAACAAGCAUUAAAGCCCGGUAGAAACAGGGAUUAGAGUUGAUAUUGCGACAGAUACCACUGUUUUAGACACUCUUCAAGUGCUGGCGUAUUGUGACGAAUCGGAUGUAUAAUCUAGAUGAGCCACGUGUCUUCGAAGAUCAGUUUGAUCAUGGCACA